AUGCCCAAUUUGGAGCAACUUAAACAGCAGCGCGCUAAUCUGCGUCGAAACAUAUCGCGCAUUCGCAAUUCUGUCGACACAAAACUUGCAAUUUCGUCCGCUGAAUUGAAUUGUCGUUUGGCUAUAUUAGAGGCCUACUUUAAGCAAGUUAUGACAGUUCAGACCGAAAUUGAGCAGCUGGAUCCAGACGAAGCAGAGCGUGAGACCAGAGGAGAAAUAGAAGAUACGUACGUCGCUAUCAAGGUGUGCAUUAAUGAGCAGCUAGGUUCAGAUGCCCACAAUUUGACUGUUGCUGACUCAGUUCAUUGCGCUUCUCACUCAACUUCUAUGAAGCUGCCACGUCUGUCACUACCAGUUUUUGAUGGAAAAUACUCCGACUAUAAAAACUUUAUAACAUCGUUUAAGUUAGUCGUUGAUAAGCAGUCUACUUUGUCAUCCAUCGAAAAGUUCAAUCAACUAAUCAAUUGCUUACGUGGCCCGGCCUUAGAAACUGUCAAGGCUUUUCAAAUCACUUCGAAAAAUUAUUCAAAGGCGCUGGAACGCCUCAAGGCCCGCUACGAUAACACUGGUCUACAAGGUGUUUCAAGGUCAAAUGCGAAACAGCUUCGUAGCCUGAUCGACAACUCAUCAGCCUUGUACAAUUCAUUGUUGUCACUGGGUAAUGCAUCGCAAAUUGCUGAGGCUAUGCUCAUCUCCAUCGUUAUGGAAAGGGUGGAUCAAGACACCAAAAAGAAAUGGAAUGAGCAUUUGAACUUCAGCGAUCUUCCUACAUGGACAUCCUGCGUUUCGGUUGUCGAACGACAUUGCCAAUUCUUGGAGUCAAUAAGUAAGCCCGGUACCGAUAGUAGCGCGAGUCAGCAAGCUAUUGCUGGUAUGUCUUCGUCUUCACCGCAACUCCCUGAAGUACCACAGAAGAACUCAGAAGCAGCUGUUCACACUCACACCGGCUUGAAUCGAAUAAUUUUAGCCACAGCUUUGGUUCUGGUCAAGGAUGCGUCAGGCUGUUAUAAAAUUAGUCGUGCGCUCCUAGACUCUUGUUCACAAGUCAAUUUCGUAUCGGAUCAAUUCGCACAGGCUCUCGGAUUACCUCGCAAACGAAGCCAUAUGGAAAUUCGCAGCAUUGGAGAAUCCCAGACUCAGAUAAAACAUCGAACGUCUACAACAAUCAAGUCACGUUUUGGAGAAUUCGAACUACCGCUAGAUUUCUGUGUUACUUCGAAUAUUGCAUAUCAUCCAGACACAGAAAUUGAUAUCUCAUCAUGGAAGCUGCCUCAAAAUACUCCGUUGGCCGACGAAGGGUUCAACAAAGCUCGUCCUAUUGAUUUGCUGUUAGGGACAGAAGCAUUUUUCGACAUCUUAUCCAUUGGCCAAGUCAGGCUUGGUGUAAAUAUGCCAGUGUUGCAGAAGACGGUCCUUGGAUGGGUAGUUUCGGGCCGUUGUCAAACCGGCUCCACCACAUCACACAGUUACUCGAUUUCCAUGGACGAAGUCAUCAACAACAACAUAGAACGCCUGUGGCGCAUUGAAGAGGUUAACACUUCUGUUGACAUUUACACUCCAGAGCAGCGCAGUUGUGAAGAGGCUUUCAAAAACACCGUUCGCCGACAACCUGAUGGCCGAGUGGUAGUUCGCCUCCCAUUCAAAGAUGAUCCUGGUUUGUUAGGUCACUCGUAUGAAAUUGCCCGUAAACGUUUUGAAGCUCUUGAGCGCCGCUUGAGCCGCACAUCAGAUGUGAAAAGGCAAUACGCAGAUUUUAUGUUAGAGUACGAACAGUUGGGCCAUAUGAGCUUGGUGACAACACCGAAGUUGGAUGUCCCACAUUUUUACAUACCGCACCACUGCGUACUCAAGCCCAACAGUACCACUACGAAAUUAAGAGUGGUUUUCGAUGCCUCUUGUCAGACAACGACACAAAGGUCUCUGAACGAUUUACUAAUGGUCGGACCGACCAUACAGCCCGACUUGUACACGUUACUUCUACGCUUCCGUACAUAUCGUUAUGCAAUUACCGCCGAUGUCGUCAAGAUGUUCAGACAGAUUCUUGUCGACCCCCAUGAUCGCAAGUUUCAAUAUAUACUUUGGAGAAGUACACCCGAUCAACCAUUACGCACAUUUGAACUGAAUACAGUCACUUAUGGGACUGCUACCGCGCCAUAUCUCGCUAUACGUAGCAUGCAAUACUUAGCUGAGCAAUGCAUGGACGAGUUCAAGGUAGGAGCCGAGGCUAUAAAAUCAUCCUUCUACGUUGAUGAUUUCAUUUGUGGAGCUAACACGUUGGAAUGCCUUCAUCAAAUCAAAACGGAGGUAAUUGAGAUACUUCGUCGUGGUAGAUUUGAGCUAGCGAAAUGGCACUCGAACUAUAGCGAGUUUGUUAAUGACCGUACGAUUAAAGAUCUUAACUUAGAAGACGAUUCAGUAACCAGCACUCUGGGCUUAAGGUGGGAUCAACGAGAAGACGUCUUUAUGUUUGCAUUUGUACUCAAGCGCACAUCACAUGCUGUCACGAAGCAGUCUAUACUAUCAAUUGCUUCGUCUCUCUUUGACCCGUUGGGCUUGGUGUCACCUAUCAUCAUACUUGCAAAAAUACUUAUACAAGAGCUUUGGUUGCUAAAAUUACAGUGGGAUGAGUCAGUUCCGCACAACAUUCACACCGCAUGGACAUCGUUCCUCUCAUCGCUUUCAUCGUUGGAAUCGCUAACUAUACCGCGCUAUUGCCUUCAACCCAGCGUUCAGAGCCUUCAGUUGCACGGCUUCUGUGAUGCCUCAAUUAGGGCUUAUGGAUGCUGUAUAUAUGCACGCACAGUUGACCCUAGCGGUGAAGUCAAGGUCACGUUGAUUACAUCCAAGUCGAGAGUCGCCCCAACGAAGAAACUGUCAUUGCCCAAAUUGGAAUUAUGCGGUGCUCAUUUGCUGUCACAACUUUACGCUAAAAUAAAGGUGAAUUUCGGCGAUACCCAAUAUACAACGUAUCUAUGGAGCAAUUCACAAAUCGUUCUACACUGGAUUCAACAGCAUUUCGCCGCACUAUCUACGUUCGUAGGAAAUCGUAUUUCUGAAAUACAACAAAAAAACAUCUUGUUGCGAAUGGAAAUACGUUUCAACGCACUAUAA
Molecule: messenger RNA, 3111 nt
Organism: Rhagoletis pomonella (apple maggot)
Lineage: Eukaryota; Metazoa; Arthropoda; Insecta; Diptera; Tephritidae
Exons: 3
Coding region: 1-3111 (1036 amino acids)
Source: RefSeq, a predicted model, not a curated record